Trichosurus vulpecula (common brushtail) is the source of this 766-nucleotide messenger RNA. RefSeq names its product spermatogenesis and centriole associated 1 (gene SPATC1). The transcript has 4 exons. The record is from RefSeq and is a predicted model, not a curated record. Lineage: Eukaryota; Metazoa; Chordata; Mammalia; Diprotodontia; Phalangeridae. The coding region runs from base 1 to 750 and encodes 249 amino acids.
AUGGGCUUGGAACCAUCUUCAGAUGUGCAGCCCUUCAACAUGACAUUUGUGGGCCAGCCAAUCCAGACUUCCACCCCCAUUGGUACCACGACUGUUGGGACCCCCACCACAAUCUUCUUUGGACCCUCAGAAGCCUUGACACAGUACAAUACCUCUAUUCCUGCCACGUCUUCAGUUUUGGCCAGGGUCUCCGAAGCUGAACCUACAAACAAGAACCUCCCGGCGAUAGAGAGGAAGAUGGCCCAUCGGAAGACCAGUAAAUACAACGAACCUCCCAGAGACCCUAAGCGGCUGACACAGGAGCGUCUGGUUGGGGAGAUUGCCUUCCAACUUGACCGUCGAAUACUCUCCCAUAUCUUUCCUGAGAGAGUACGCCUCUACGGAUUCACGGUCUCCAACAUCCCUGAGAAAAUUAUUCAGGCCUCUCUGAAUACUAAAAAUCACAAGUUGGAUGAAGAGUUGUGCCAGACACUCACUCAACGUUAUGUGAGUGUCAUGAAUCAGCUGCAGAACCUGGGCUACAAUGGGCGGGUCCACCCAGGGCUGACGGAGCAAUUGGUUAAUGCCUAUGGUAUCCUGAGGGAACGGCCUGAGCUGGCAGCCUCUGAAGGUGGCUCUUACACCAUGGACUUCCUCCAGCAGGUGAUCAUAGAGACAGUGCCCCCCAGCAUGCUCACUGAUGCCCUGCUUCUUCUCUCCUGCCUCAACCAACUCUCCCAUGAUGAUGGCAAACCUAUGUUCAUCUGGUGACUGAAAUCUGCUAAGC